AUGGAUUGCGAUUGCGGAAAGAAUCCAUUUCCACCCUUUUAUUCAAUUGAUGAAUUUGUAUGGUUAACGCCAUUUGUUUUCGGUCCCACCUUCUUGCUAAUUAUCAUCAUUGCAUUGGCUGUACCUCGUUACUGCUACAACAUCAGCAAACAAUCCACAGCAAUUCUGUCUGGCUGGCCAAAACUCAUUGCCUUUGCAUGCGCCAUUGUGUCCAUCACAUUCUUAUUUGACGCUAUUGUGCUCGUUACAAGAGCAAUUACGGAGAAGUAUUGGACAUCGAAUGUCUUUGCCUACUAUAUUGCUGUAUCAUGGAUCUCAUGGUCAAUUAGCAUCAUUGCGCUCGUCAGUGAAGCUCAAUUGAAUCACAAUCAUUGGUAUUGGAUCCAAUACCUGUUCUGGUUUGUAGCGGUUGCUACGGAAACAGUCGUAGGGUGGUAUUGGAUGAUGGGAAUCAUGAAGCCACUACCAGGCACAGUGUUUACCAUCUAUGAUCAUUUGUUUUUGGGGAUAUUCAUUUCUCGCUACAUAGUGGAAUGGUUCAUCUUGUUAUUGUCAAUCGUCUAUUUGCUCACACCGAGAUCAGCAGUAGCAGAUUCAUCGCCCUUGCUGGGCUCCACCACGACAAUCAACUCGCAACAACACCGUCAUUACGGAUCCACUACGAUCGCCACCACAACCACCAUGCUUAUAGUGACAGAGAGCCCAUUUUCUGGAUUUGUAGGAAAAAUGAAGAAAUUGCUUCCUUUUAUCUGGCCACAUCAUAAUUUGAAGUUGCAAAUUUAUGUCUUGCUCUGUUUCUUUAUCAUGGGCCUCGGAUUUGUAGUCAACCUGCUUGCUCCUCGCCAAAUUGGCCGUAUCGUUGACAAUCUUCGAGAAGGCCAGUUCUCAUGGUUACCCAUUGUGGCCUACAUUGGCUUGAAAUUCCUGCAAGGCGGCUCCGGAUUGCUGCAGUCAAUUCAAAACUGGCUCUGGAUUCCCAUUGGGCAAUACACAACUCGAGAGAUUUCUCUCAAGGUGUUUAGCCAUUUGCACAGCCUGUCUUUGAGUUUUCAUAUCAAUCGGAAAACCGGUGAAGUCUUGCGCGUGAUGGACCGAGGUACCAGCUCUGUGGUCAGCUUGCUCAACCAAAUCCUUUUCCAAAUCUUCCCCGUUUGGAUGAAUAUUAUCCUGGUUACCUUUUUCACAACCUACAUGUACGCUCCCUCAUUUGGCUUGAUUGUUUUUGUCACCAUGGUAUUGUACAUGUAUGUUACUAUCGCUGUGACCGAAUGGCGGACAAAGUACCGCCGUAGCAUGAUUGAGCUGGACAACAAUGCUCGCACAAAGGCUGUGGACUCUCUGCUCAACUUUGAAACCGUAAAGUAUUACAAUGCCGAGAAUUUUGAGUUGGAUCGCUACAAGGAUGCUAUUCUGCAAUACCAACAAGCCGAUUGGAAGAGCUCUGUGACACUGAAUGUGCUAAAUCUAGCACAGAAUACCAUCAUCACUGGAGGCUUGCUGUCUGGCUGCUUAUUAUUUGCCUACCAGGUGUCCAAAAACCAACUGAGCCCAGGUGAUUUCGUUGCAUUCAACAUGUACAUGAUGCAACUAUACACUCCAUUGCACUGGUUUGGUACCUACUACAGAAUGAUUCAGUCCAACUUUAUCGACAUGGAGAAAAUGCUGACCUUGCUGGAAGAGGAUCAAACUGUUAAGGAUGCUCCCAACGCCAAAGAGUUGCAAGUGACUGAAGGCCAUGUUGUGUUUGAUAAUGUCACUUUUGCCUAUGAUGAGCGUCAAACUGCUCUAAACGGUAUUUCCUUCUCUAUUCCCAAGGGCGCUACCGUGGCUCUUGUGGGCCCAUCUGGCGGUGGAAAAUCAACCAUUCUACGCCUCUUGUUCCGCUUCUACGACCCUCGCUCUGGCGGUAUCUCUAUUGAUGGCCAAGACAUUCGCCAAGUUACACAACUAUCAUUGAGAAAGAACAUUGGUGUUGUACCUCAAGAUAAUGUGCUUUUCAAUGAAUCGAUAUACUACAACAUUAAAUAUGGCGAUGUGCAUGCUGACGACAGUCAAAUCAAACGGGCUGCUAAGGCUGCCCAAAUCCAUCAUAGGAUUGUGUCUUUUCCUGAUGGCUAUGACACCAAGGUGGGUGAGCGUGGACUUCGCCUGAGUGGUGGCGAAAAGCAACGUGUUGCAAUUGCUAGAACAAUCCUCAAGAACCCUCGCAUCUUUCUGCUGGAUGAGAGCACAAGUUCCCUUGAUACGACUACGGAGAGACAUAUCCAACAAGCUUUGGCUGAUAUGACAAAGGAUAGAACGACAUUAGUGAUAGCUCAUCGAUUAUCUACAAUUGUCAAUGCAGAUUUGAUAUUGGUUGUCAAGGAUGGUAAAAUUGUCGAACAAGGUAGUCAUGAAGAGUUGAUAAAGAGAGGCGAUGAAGGUGGUGUUUACUACGAGAUGUGGCAGAAGCAACUGCAUGAUGACAGUGAGACACAUAGCCAAGCAACGCAGCAAGAUCAAGACGAUAGUGGUAGUUCAUUUACUAUAGAUGAUACCAAUUCCUCUCCGAAACAAGACGCUCAUUCUAAGCAAAAUGAACAGAUCCAUCAGCACCAUACUCAUACUCACACACAUUCUACACGAGCUCUUAAUACACAGACGAUUGAGAUUGAAGGAGGUCAAGAAAAGAAACCCGAAAUGACACAAAGGGAAAUGGAAAUCAUUGAAUUGGAGGAAGAAGAGGAGGAACCGCAUCAGCAUACAGGAUCUAUCGCUAUUGAGACUAUUGACAUCGACUCAGAUGAUACAGAGGAAGCUACUUCCAGAUUGAAAAAUAAAAAAUAA
Messenger RNA from Mucor velutinosus, 2826 nucleotides. RefSeq lists its product as uncharacterized. Gene Ontology annotation, molecular function: ABC-type transporter activity; ATP hydrolysis activity; ATP binding. The record is from RefSeq and is a predicted model, not a curated record. Gene Ontology annotation, cellular component: vacuolar membrane. The transcript has 8 exons. NCBI's taxonomy places the organism in Eukaryota, Fungi, Mucoromycota, Mucoromycetes, Mucorales, Mucoraceae. Bases 1 to 2826 code for a protein of 941 amino acids. Gene Ontology annotation, biological process: transmembrane transport.